AUGUCGCUAUGUGUUGCGCGUCCUCAACGCUUUGACGGGCACGCCACAGUCCGACGAGAGCAAGUGGGGGCGCCAGCAGCCAUUGCAGCAGCGCGCGACGUGCUGUCCAGCGAAGACGAACUGACGGACGUUGACGCCCUGGUGAACGACGACGAGUUGCUGUUGACGAACGAGCUGCCGGGUGGGGACGAGCUGUCGGGCGAGAACGAGUUCACGCAUGAGGACGAGAUGUCGGACGAUGACGAGCUGCAGAAGGACGACGACGAGCUGCAGCAGGAUGAUGAGGUGCUGACGGACGAUGCCAGGCUGUCGGACGAGAACGAGCUGCCGGACGAGGAUGAGAUGUCGGGCGAGAACGAGCUGGGGGUCGAGAACAAGCCGCAGAACGGCGAGGGCGAGUAG
This is a messenger RNA of Phytophthora sojae, 402 nucleotides long. RefSeq lists its product as hypothetical. NCBI's taxonomy places the organism in Eukaryota, Oomycota, Peronosporomycetes, Peronosporales, Peronosporaceae. The transcript has 5 exons. The record is from RefSeq and is a predicted model, not a curated record. The coding region runs from base 1 to 402 and encodes 133 amino acids.